Neoarthrinium moseri is the source of this 1455-nucleotide messenger RNA. RefSeq lists its product as uncharacterized. The record is from RefSeq and is a predicted model, not a curated record. Bases 1 to 1455 code for a protein of 484 amino acids. Lineage: Eukaryota; Fungi; Ascomycota; Sordariomycetes; Amphisphaeriales; Apiosporaceae. The transcript has a single exon.
AUGCCCCCGUCCAAAUCUUCCAAACCGACCCCCUAUCCCCUUCCACCGCAGAACACGCCCUCGGACGAGCCAGACGCCUGGACAGACCCGCCACCCAGAGCGCCCACUCCGCCGUCCGUGGCACCCGUGAUCCGGAUCCUGGCGCCGACCCCGGAGAGCGAGGGCCUGGUCCCGCUGGGCCUGCGGCGGAGACCCGGGUCACGAGCCACGACAACGACAAUGACAACGCAGCCCGCCUCACAGCCCUGGACGGACGAGCUGGUCAAGAAGACGAUCAACACGGAGAGCGCCUUCGACGACGACUCGUCGUCCUCUUCCGCCUCGUCCCACUGCCCCUCGCCGUCCCCUCCUUCCUCCGACCUGGACGGCGAGCCCGAGGACUACUGGCCCCAGACCGUCAGAUCGCCCCCCAGUCGCUCACCCGGCCGCAGCGCAUCCAUCUCGACCACACCGCCCGAUGGCGCAGCAACGGGCCACUGCGCCGUCUGCAACGCGGGGCCGGCGGCCCGGGGGCGGCGGUCAUCCUACCGGGGCCACAUCAAGCUGCUCUCAACGUCGCGUACCGCGCCGCAGGCGGUGUGGGCGCUAGGUGGGAAGUCGGUGCUCAAGGAGCGGGAGGGUGACCGCGGGCAGCUGGCGUACGAGGCGCGCAACCUGGCGUUCGCCCGGGCCGCGGUGUCGUCCGGCACGGUGGCGGUGGCGGUGCCCGAGGUGCUGGCUAGCUGGAGGGAGGAAGCCGUAGACAAAAACGAAGAAGAGCGAAGGGGCGACGGCGGUGACGGGGACGCGGCGUUCCUCCUGAUGUCGCGAGUGCCCGGGCAUACGCUGGCGGCGGCCUGGGCCGGGCUCGGACCGGAGGAGCGUUCAGGGGUCGCCCGGGCGGUCGCAGGGUGGCUGCGCGAGAUGCGCAAGAUAACCAGCGACGCGGUGGCCGGGGUGGACGGCGGGCCGCUGAUGAACACGGGAGCUUUCUUUGGAUGGCAGCACGACGAACCCGUUGGGCCGUAUGUCUCGGAUCAGGCUGUCUGGGAUACCGUGGCGCGCACGCUCGAUGCGAGAGAGGUGCCGCCACUUGAGGGAAUUCGGUACCGGGAGGAGACCCAGCUCCUGAAGGACCGCGUGCCUCGGAUGGGCCCGUAUGUGUUCACGCACGGGGAUCUGACGGCCAGCAACAUUAUCGUGAAGGACGGGAAAUUUGUUGGCCUUGUAGACUUUGCGGCCAGUGGGUUCUACCCGGUUUGGUGGGAAUGGGUUCACACACAUGAUGUGGAUGAUGCCGUGGAUAUGGAAUGGAAAACGGAAUUGCGCAAGUACAUGGACCAUGGAAUUCCCGGACUUGACUUCAAGAAGGCGUUGGAGUGGUAUAAUUACUGGGGCCACCUAAGAAGCUCGAGGCCGUUUUCUAACAAGACACUUGAAUCGAAGAGAGAUCUUGGUGAGUUGGAUCGCAACUAA